Messenger RNA from Linderina pennispora, 1551 nucleotides. RefSeq lists its product as uncharacterized. Gene Ontology annotation, biological process: translation; translational termination; nuclear-transcribed mRNA catabolic process, deadenylation-dependent decay. The record is from RefSeq and is a predicted model, not a curated record. Gene Ontology annotation, molecular function: GTP binding; GTPase activity; translation release factor activity. Gene Ontology annotation, cellular component: translation release factor complex. The transcript has a single exon. Lineage: Eukaryota; Fungi; Kickxellomycota; Kickxellomycetes; Kickxellales; Kickxellaceae. Bases 1 to 1551 code for a protein of 516 amino acids.
AUGACGAUCAGCUUUGGUGGGGCUCCCAAGCCUGCUGAGGCUCCUAAGCCUGUUGAAACUCCUAAGCCUGUUGAAGCUCCUAAGCCUGCUGAGGCUCCCAAGCCUGCUGAGACCCCUAAGCCUGCUGAGACCCCUAGGCCUGCUGAGGCUCCCAAGCCUGUCGAUGCUCCCAAGCCGGUGCCAGCCCCCUUGGAGAACAUUAGCGAGGAGGUUGAGGCCGAGGAGGAGAUGCUGCUUGACGAGCACUUCAAGGAGCACUUCAACGUUAUCUUCAUUGGACACGUUGAUGCGGGCAAGUCGACACUAGGCGGCAACAUCCUGUUCCUAACCGACAUGGUGGACAAGCGCACAAUGGAGAAGUACGAGCGCGAGGCCAAGGAGGCCGGACGCGAGUCGUGGUAUCUGUCGUGGGCGCUGGAUACGAACCAGGAGGAGCGCGCCAAGGGUAAGACGGUGGAGUGCGGGCGCGCGUUCUUUGAGACGACGAAGCGCCGCUACACGAUCCUGGAUGCGCCAGGGCACAAGAACUUUGUGCCGAGCAUGCUGGGCGGAGCAGCGCAGGCCGACGUGGGUGUGCUGGUGAUUUCGGCGCGCAAGGGCGAGUUUGAGACGGGCUUUGACCGCGGAGGUCAGACGCGCGAGCACGCGGUGCUGGCCAAGACCGCGGGCGUGCGGCGGCUGAUUGUGGCUAUCAACAAGAUGGACGAUCCGACCGUCAAGUGGGACAAGGCGCGGUACGACGAGAUCAUCACCAAGCUGACGCCGUUCCUGAAGGGCGCCGGCUACAACCCCAAGACUGAUCUGAUCUACCUGCCGAUUUCGGGCUAUACUGGUGCUGGCGUCAAGGAUCGUGUGGGCGCUGCGUGCUCGUGGUACACUGGGUCGUCGCUGCUGGAGACGCUGGACGACAUGCAGGCCGUGGACCGCAAGAUCAACGGACCGGUGCGCAUCCCGAUCAGCGAGAAGUACAAGGAGAUGGGCACCAUUGUGUCGGGCAAGAUCGAGUCGGGCCACAUCAAGCUCAACCAGAAGCUGAUGGUGCUGCCGGACAAGCGCCUGACCGAGGUCAGCGCCAUCUACGGCGAGAACGACCAGGAGGAGCCGUCGGCUGUGUGCGGCGACAACAUCCGCAUCCGCCUGCGCGGCAUCGAGGAGGAGGACAUCCAGCCGGGCUUUGUGCUGACCGACACCAAGCACCCGUGCCGCAGCACGCGCGUGUUUGAUGCGCAGCUGGUGAUUCUUGAUGUCAAGAACAUCAUCACUGCCGGCUACAAGUCGGUGCUGCACGUACACACCGCGGUCGAGGAGGUCGCCCUGACGCAGCUGCUGCACCAGCUCAACAAGAAGGGCCAGAAGAGCCGCACCCCGCCCAAGUUUGUCAAGAAGGGCAUGGCCUGCAUUGUGCGCCUCGAGACCGCCCAGCCCGUCUGCGUCGAGCGGUUCAAGGACUUCCCGCAGCUCGGCCGCUUCACCCUGCGCGACGAGGGCAAGACCAUUGCCAUCGGCAAGAUUGUCAAGCUCAUCGACACCAACGAGGUCAAUGCCAACUAA